CUGAGCAACUUCCUCGACGACGGCAACGAAUUCCUCCUCGUUGUGCAGCACGCAGGCACCCAGCUCACUGCAUCCAACAAGAUUGAAGCUACUGAUUCGAAGAAUAAUGUGUUGGUGUUCUUUAAGCUGCGACCUGAUGUGAUUACAGAAGACAAUCUUCAUAGUAAUAUUCUUGUGUCAUCUAUGCUAGAUUCACCAAUUAAUACCCUGUAUCAAGCUGUACGACAAGUUUUUGCACCAGUACUACUGAAGGAUGAGAGAUGGAGUAAAACAUUUGAUCCCAAACUCCAGAAACUUUUAAGUGAGCUUGAAGCUGGCUUGAGUGCUGUUCUCAGAAGAUCAGAUCCUAAUUACACAGGAACAAAAUUCAGUGAAGAUGAUGUGCAAGCUAUACUUACACCAACAGAUGAAUUUCAGUUCUGGAUAGAAUGUGCUCGUCAUGGAAGUAAAUGGUGUAGUAAAGAGAGAGCUUCUCAUUUUAAAGAUCUGUUUGAGGACAUUGCAAAAGAUUUUUACAACUUGGAUAGUCUCUCAUUAUUUGAAGUUGUGGAUCUGGUGGAGACUACCAAGGAUACUGUUGAUGUUGUGUGGAGACAAACAGAACACGAUCCUUAUCCACAGCCACGCAUGCAUAAUCUCUUGGAUGUAAUAGGUGGCUCACUAGGUAGAUAUGUUCAGAGAAAAUUAGCAGCUUUGAAUCUGUGGGAGGAUGCAUUUCACAGUGUUAAAGAAAGUCUAAAGGCUGGCAUCUUGAUUUGUGAGCAAUGGGUGUCAACUUGUGAGUACCUAACUGGACAACUGUGGCAACAUUAUACUCUACAUCCAUGGAAAAGUGAGAAAUAUAUCCCCGAAUCGUUAGUCAAACUUGGCAAACGUCUUGAUGAGGUUCUAACUGUUAGAACACUUCAUGAAAAACUUACAGUCUUUUUGCCAGCUGGAGAACAAAAUAUUUCCCAAGUGUUUGAACCUUUUGCUGGCCUAAAUCCUGUACACUAUAAUCCGUACACAGAGCCAUUAUGGAAAGCAGCAGUCUCUCAGUAUGAAAGAAUUAUUGCACCAGCAGAACAAAAAAUAGCAAACAAAUUGAAGAAAUUUAUUUCAGAAAUUCAGGACAGUCCUCAGCAGCUUCUUCAAACGUUUCAGAAAUACAGGGAACUGAUAAAGCAUCCAAAUAUAAGCAAAGAGUUGCUUUUGGAAAGGGAAACGUUGCUAGCAAGACUUCAAGAUUAUGUCAGAGACUAUCAGGCAGACUUUGAAACUCGUUGCCAUGGUGUUCCUGGUGAUGUUUCUGGACCGCUAUCAGGCAAGAAUCUUUCUGAAGUCGUCAAUAAUAUUGUAUGGGUACGGCAGCUGGAGCUGAAGGUGGAUGAUGCUAUCAAGUUGGCAGAGGCUCUUCUGUCUGACUUAUCUGGAUUUCAAACUUUUCAUCAAAGUGCAGAUUCUUUUCUGGAACAGUUAAAAGUAUAUGAACAAGAACAAUUUGAUGAUUGGUGUAGGAAUAUCCAGUCAGAAUUAUCAAAUCCCAAGUCAGGACUUUGCAUUCAAGCUAAUAGUCCUGUAAUGGAGUUGGAUCACGUUUUUGGAACAUUAAACGUACUUUAUUCAGAUCGUUUGGUGACUCUCCUAAGAGAAGUACGUCAGCUAUCAGCACUUGGAUUUGCUAUACCAGCUAAAAUACAGCAUGUUGCAAACACUGCGCAGAAUUUCUGUAAGCAGGCAGUCAUCUUCAAACAGGUGGCACACUUUUAUAAUUCUAUUGAUCAACAAAUGAUUGAGAGUCAGAAGCCGAUGAUGUUACAGUCUGCUUUAGCAUUUGAACAGAUAAUUAAGCAUUCAAAAUUGGGUCCUGGAGGAAAAGCUCAAAUAACUUGGGAUAAUCCUAGAGAAUUGGAAUCUUAUAUCCAAAAGCUCCAAGCUGCUGCUGAACGGCUUUCCACUGAAAAUAGAAAACUAAGAAAGUGGCACACAAACUUCAUUGAAAAGGUUAUAUCUCUCAUGAAUAUCGAUCUACUUCGCCAGCAGCGGCGUUGGAAAGAUGGACUUCAGGAGCUCAGAACUGGUUUUGCCAGCCUCGAGUCACAGGGUUUCAGAUCAUGUGAUAUGAAAGCUUGGAGACAGCACUGGAAUCAUCAACUUUACAAAGCUCUGGAGCAUCAGUAUCAAAUGGGCUUAGAAGCACUCAAUGAGAAUUUACCAGAAAUAAAUAUUGAUCUAACAUUCAAGCAAGGCUACUUGCAGUUCAGACCACCUUUUGAAGAAGUACGAGCUAGAUAUUAUAGAGAAAUGAAGAGAUUCAUCUCCAUUCCAAAUCAGUUUAGGGGAGUAAGUGAAGCAGAAGAAGAGUCUAUAUUCACUGUUAUGACCGAAAGAAAUGCAAAUGGAUUUCUGACUGCUUUCAGUAAAGCUGAAGAUUUGUUCAGAAGGCUGACAGACGUUUCUAGUCAAUUCAAGGAAUGGAUCGUGAUUGGCCAAGUAGAUAUGGAAACUCUGGUGAAGACACAUCUUUCUAGCAAACAGGACUGGGAAAAAAACUUUAAAGCAUUAAAAGUGAGAGGGAAAGAAGCAGAACGUCUUCCAAGCACCAUCAAGAUAGAUUGUUUAACUGUUAAUUGCAACCCUGUGAAAACUGUAAUUGAUGAUUUCAUCCAGAAGUUGUAUGAUGUUCUUGUAAUUUCUUUGAGAAAAUCUAUUCAAGCUCACCUAUGUGAUGUUUCUUCAUUUCUCACUGAUGCCAUGGAAACAUUAGUGAUUAGGCCCCAGACUGUAGACGAGAUAGCAGAAGACAAUUUAAAGUAUUUAAACCUACAUGAACGAAAAGAAGGGAUUCUUCUCCUGUUUCAAGAGGCUGAAGAAAAAAACAAACUUUUGCGAACUGUGGCUGGUGCAGGUUUGGACACUAUCAGUAACCUAAGGGCUACAUGGGAUAAAUUUGAAUUAAUGAUGGAAAGCCACCAGCUUAUGAUUACAGAACAG
Molecule: messenger RNA, 2973 nt
Organism: Mesitornis unicolor (brown roatelo)
Lineage: Eukaryota; Metazoa; Chordata; Aves; Mesitornithiformes; Mesitornithidae
Product: cytoplasmic dynein 2 heavy chain 1-like
Exons: 21
Biological process (GO): microtubule-based movement
Cellular component (GO): dynein complex
Molecular function (GO): minus-end-directed microtubule motor activity; dynein light intermediate chain binding; dynein intermediate chain binding
Source: RefSeq, a predicted model, not a curated record